GAGGGGGUGAGAGCAGGCGCGGCCGGCGGGCGAGGGGAAGCGGACGAUGGCAGCGGCGGGCGGUCGCGGGAGGCGAGGCGGCGGCGGCGGCGGCGGCGGCGGGCGGCGCGAGGAGCCCCUGUGAUUGGCACAGCCGGAGCCGGAGGAGGAGGCGAGGGGAGGGCGGAGGCGGGGGAGGAGGAGGAGGAAGGGGCGAGCGCGGCGGCGGCGGCGGCGGUGAGGAGCUGUGCUUUCCACCUCUCCAGCCCCGGCAGGACGGGGGCAGCAGCCGCGAGCCCGGGGCGGGGACAGCACGCAGCCUCGAGGCGCGCACCCCCACCCGGCAGCGGCCCCGACACCCGGGGCGAGCGGGAAAGCGGCAGCGGCGGCGGCGGCGGCGGCGGCGGGGGAAGGAUGCAGGGGAAGAAGCCGGGCGGCUCGUCGGGCGGCGGCCGGAGCGGCGAGCUGCAGGGGGACGAGGCGCAGAGGAACAAGAAAAAGAAAAAGAAGGUGUCCUGCUUUUCCAACAUCAAGAUAUUCCUGGUGUCCGAGUGCGCCCUGAUGCUGGCGCAGGGCACGGUGGGCGCCUACCUGGUGAGCGUCCUGACCACCCUGGAGCGUAGGUUCAACCUGCAGAGCGCUGACGUGGGUGUGAUCGCCAGCAGCUUCGAGAUCGGGAACCUGGCGCUCAUCCUCUUCGUGAGCUACUUCGGGGCGCGCGGGCAUCGGCCGCGCCUAAUCGGCUGCGGCGGCAUCGUCAUGGCGCUGGGCGCGCUGCUGUCGGCGCUGCCAGAGUUCCUGACCCACCAGUACAAGUACGAGGCGGGCGAGAUCCGCUGGGGUGCCGAGGGCCGCGACGUCUGCGCUGCCAAUGGCUCUGGCAGCGACAAGGGGCCCGACCCCGACCUCAUCUGCCGCAACCGGACGGCUACCAACAUGAUGUACUUGCUGCUCAUUGGGGCCCAGGUGCUCCUGGGCAUCGGUGCUACCCCAGUGCAGCCCCUGGGCGUCUCCUACAUCGACGACCACGUGCGGAGGAAGGACUCCUCGCUCUAUAUAGGAAUCCUGUUCACGAUGCUGGUAUUUGGACCAGCCUGCGGGUUUAUCCUGGGCUCUUUCUGUACCAAAAUCUACGUGGAUGCAGUCUUCAUUGACACAAGUAACCUGGACAUCACUCCGGAUGACCCCCGCUGGAUUGGAGCCUGGUGGGGUGGCUUUCUGCUCUGCGGUGCCUUACUCUUCUUCUCUUCCCUCUUGAUGUUUGGGUUUCCACAGUCCCUGCCCCCGCACUCAGACCCCGCCAUGGAAAGCGAGCAGGCCAUGCUCCCCGAAAGAGAAUACGAGAGGCCCAAGCCCAGCAAUGGGGUCCUGAGGCACCCCCUGGAGCCAGACAGCAGUGCCUCCUGUUUCCAGCAGCUGAGAGUGAUCCCAAAGGUCACUAAGCACCUGCUCUCAAACCCUGUGUUCACCUGCAUCAUCCUGGCCGCCUGCAUGGAGAUCGCAGUGGUGGCUGGCUUCGCUGCCUUCUUGGGGAAGUACCUGGAGCAGCAGUUUAACCUCACCACUUCUUCUGCCAACCAGCUGCUUGGGAUGACUGCAAUCCCGUGUGCUUGUCUGGGUAUCUUCCUGGGCGGUCUUUUGGUGAAGAAGCUCAGCCUGUCUGCCCUGGGGGCCAUUCGGAUGGCCAUGCUCGUCAACCUGGUCUCCACUGCUUGCUAUGUCUCCUUCCUCUUCCUGGGCUGCGACACUGGCCCUGUGGCUGGGGUUACUGUUCCCUAUGGAAACAACACAGCACCUGGCUCAGCCCUGGACCCCUACUCACCCUGCAAUAAUAACUGUGAAUGCCAAACUGAUUCCUUCACUCCAGUGUGUGGGGCAGAUGGCAUCACCUACCUGUCUGCCUGCUUCGCUGGCUGCAACAGCACGAAUCUCACGGGCUGUGCGUGCCUCACCACCGUCCCUGCUGAGAAUGCGACCGUGGUUCCUGGAAAAUGCCCUAGUCCUGGGUGCCAAGAGGCCUUCCUCACCUUCCUCUGUGUAAUGUGUAUCUGCAGCCUGAUCGGUGCCAUGGCACAGACACCCUCAGUCAUCAUCCUCAUCAGGACAGUCAGCCCUGAACUCAAGUCUUACGCUUUGGGAGUUCUUUUUCUCCUCCUUCGUUUGUUGGGCUUCAUCCCUCCACCCCUCAUCUUCGGGGCCGGCAUCGAUUCCACCUGCCUGUUCUGGAGCACGUUCUGUGGGGAGCAAGGCGCCUGCGUCCUCUACGACAAUGUGGUCUACAGAUACUUGUAUGUCAGCAUCGCCAUCGCGCUCAAAUCCUUCGCCUUCAUCCUGUACACCACCACGUGGCAGUGCCUGAGGAAAAACUAUAAACGCUACAUCAAAAACCACGAGGGCGGGCUGAGCACCAGUGAGUUCUUUGCCUCUACUCUGACCCUAGACAACCUGGGGAGGGACCCUGUGCCCGCAAACCAGACACAUAGGACAAAGUUUAUCUAUAACCUGGAAGACCAUGAGUGGUGUGAAAACAUGGAGUCCGUUUUAUAGUGACUAAAGGAGGGCUGAACUCUGUAUUAGUAAUCCAAGGGUCAUUUUUUUCUUAAAAAAAGAAAAAAAGGUUUCCAAAAAAAAACCAAAACUCAAUACACACACAGAGGCACAGACGCACACACACUCAGACAGACACACCGACUUUGUCUUUUUUCUGAACAUCAGAGCCAGACAGGAUUCAAAAUAAGGAGAGAAUGAGAUCGUGCGGCGGGGUCCUGGAGGCCGCUCGCGCGGCUGGGCCACAGAGUCUGCUUUGAAGGCACCUCAUGGUUUUCAGGAUGCCGACAGCUGCAAGCAACAGGCACUGCCAAAUUCAGGGAACAGUGGUGGCCAGCUUGGAGGAUGGACAUUUCUGGAUAUACAUACACAUACAAAACAGAAAACAUUUUUUUAAAGUUUACUAAAAUAAAAAAAAAUUAAAAAAAAAAAAAACACAAGUUGAAAGCAUUGCCAGAUUAAGCACUAGUGACACACCGCGUGCCACCCUCCUCCUCCAGAUGGGGGUGGGGGCGGGCGCACAAGUCGGAGGGGUGGAAGCCCCACUCCUCUCUCUGACUUUCGCAAUAUGGGUCACUGUGUAGACGACUCACCCAGUCUGCAUGUGGUUCAAGGCCCCAGAGUUCUCUCAGUGAUGCUAAUGGGUGAUCUGUGCUGGAGUUUGUAAUUGGCACCUCUCGCCAGCUCCAUCUCCAUGUUCAAGACUGAGGGCCUGAGGGGGAGCCGGGUGGGGGGCCAGCACCUCCCAGUGGCGGGCAUCCACCUUCCCCCAGCCCCACAGAGUGACCUCAGGAAGCAGUAGGCCUCACCUGGCUAUGACUGACCCGGCUCAGAGCUGGUGAGACCCAACACAGUCCAAGUCAUUUGCUUACAUUUGCCAAACAUUUUGCCAUUUUUAAAAGAAAAAAACACAAUCCAUAUGAAUUUCAAACUGUUGUAUGUAUAAUCCUCUAAUACUAUUUUUAACUACUUCUAAAAUCUGUUAACCCUUCAGUCACUAACACAGUUCUCUAGGCCGGAUUUAUCAUGCUGGUUGCUUUUACUUUUUUUUCUCCUUUUUUAAUGCACCAAAACUAUGUGAUACAAGGGAUGCAAUUAACCUAUUGUAAUUUUUAUCACUUUAUCCUCAUUCGGAUAUUCUACAAAAACAAGAAUAUAUAAUGUGUUAUAAGAAGAAAAAAAAAUGCUUCAAAAAGAGAGUGAAUAUGCAGCCUGCCUUUAAAAGAAUCACAUUUGAGACAACAGGGGAUAAUGUGAUGAAUUGCAAAUUUGCCUUUUAGCUUUCUUCCCCAUGAUUCAGUGAUCACUGUCAUGGGAAGCCCUUUUAUAUUCAUGCUUGACAUUCCAAGAGGCGUUCUUUUCAGCCUGUGGAGGAGAAACUCUUAGAUGUGGGUUUGUGGUGUAUGGAUGCAACACUUCCGGGGAUGGGAAAGAAGAACAGUUCCCUAGCACAAGCUGUUAAGAAGUCUGUAGCGUCUCUGAUAACAAAUAGACCCACAAGCUCCUGGAAGCUGUCGUGUGUCCAGUGCAUGAAAAUGUCUCUGACAUUUUCAGGGUUAGUCUGGAACUAAGGCCCUUGUCUGUGUUUUGAAGGUGGGUGAACCUCAGAGAAUGAACCUGUUAUGAUUUGGGGUAAGAAUCACGUUAGAAAACCUCUUGCAACCAGUACACUAGGCCUUCUAUGGCCAUUUCCAUAAGGGGACAGAGCUUAGGUAAAGGCACACACUCAUACACAACAAAGGGCCCUGCUAACUUACCGCUCAUGCUUCUUCAGUAACCUUUGUUCAUGUCACAUUCCUGGCGCUGGAAAAAAAACUCAAAGGUUGAUUGGUUUGCUUUUUCACCUUGGACACAUUUGUAGUUUACCCACAAGGCAAACAAAAGAAGCAGGAAAUAAAAAAUGGUUGGGCAUGGGGCAGAUAUGGUACCAAAUUUUUAAUGAACGUUGUAAAUGAAAAGGCUUGAAUGACAGCCCAAAUCUAGAGAAAGCACUGAGCAAGACCAACGAAAAGAAAAGCUGUGUCGUGGUGUGGGGCCACCAUGAUCAGCUACCUGGGGCAGGAUGCUUCUGAGACAGGCCUUUCAUCUGCUUAGUGUUAGUAUGUCCUUGCUUAUGAAAAUGGGGACACUCAUCAGUAUGUUAACUAGUAAAGGGGAGAUGGUUCUCCAACCACUUCAUAAAAUAUGUAUAUUCUGUUGUUCCUAAGGCUUUGAGAAUAUCCUGUACAGGUUUUGGUUUAGUUUUGCAAAUGUAUUGCUAAUAGGUCACUCCUAUAGAUUAUUGCUUGGCCCUUCAAACUCAGUACACACACACUGAGGCCCUUUGACCUAGUGUUUUAUGGAACUCUUUGUUUUGAGAGAAAAAAAAAAAAAGGCCUUUAAAACUCUUUGCAUUUUGGACUUUUUUCCCUAAAAUUUUAGGAUGAAAGUGAAAAAGAUGUUAGAAUAACAGGAAGACAACUCCAGGGCUGAGUUUUAUCAGCAAUUGGGUAUAAAUUUAAAGACCCCUAUUGCAAGAUGGCUCUGAAUUCUGUUGUAUUGUCUUUUAAAAUUUUAAUUUUUCUCAUAUACUACCGAACAGAAAACUCGGUCUAGAUUUAAUUUGCCUUUUGUGCUCUAAAGAAGCAUUGUACAUACAACACUAGAUCAGCCCCCUCGAUUAUCUGUUUGGUUUCAAAUGAAUGAAAAGAUUUCCUGGUAAGAUCUCCAUUGGAUUUACAGAACACAAAAAAUGUACGGGAUGGAAUAAACCUAGAAAGUGAA
Molecule: messenger RNA, 5289 nt
Organism: Macaca mulatta (Rhesus monkey)
Lineage: Eukaryota; Metazoa; Chordata; Mammalia; Primates; Cercopithecidae
Gene: SLCO3A1
Product: solute carrier organic anion transporter family member 3A1
Biological process (GO): transmembrane transport; sodium-independent organic anion transport; prostaglandin transport
Cellular component (GO): basolateral plasma membrane
Molecular function (GO): protein binding
Source: RefSeq, a predicted model, not a curated record